Messenger RNA from Fusarium pseudograminearum CS3096, 1071 nucleotides. RefSeq lists its product as uncharacterized. Bases 1 to 1071 code for a protein of 356 amino acids. The record is from RefSeq and is a predicted model, not a curated record. The transcript has a single exon. NCBI's taxonomy places the organism in Eukaryota, Fungi, Ascomycota, Sordariomycetes, Hypocreales, Nectriaceae.
AUGGGCGGCAUUCAGGAUCUUACAAAUGAGCUUCUAUUCCUAAUAAUGGAGUAUUGCGGCUCAGAACUCUUACCACUUAUGAAUGCAUGCCCGACUGCCCUGAGAUGUUUCUCCGAUAAUCGCAAAUGCUUCGUCGCCCGUAUGUCGAAUCGCUUCGGCGGCGGCCUAGAUUUUCCUUCGUUCGUGCGCGCAGCACACUUACGCUAUAUCAGACAGGAAAGAGACUUCGCUUUCCUAGGAACCGAAGCGGUUGAAGACAAGAUAAGACAAGUUUUUGACUCAACCUGCGAUACUGCGCCACCCGAAUUGCACAAGUUCUCGGUCUCAGCACUUUGCAUUAUGUUGGAGCUUGGUGAAGAUGCAGCGCGGAUAAUCGAUAUGUAUUCGCAGGAAGCACUGGCAGAUAAGGCUGAGCAACCCAACGCUGAGUUCUAUGUUGCACGGCAGUCAACAGAACUGACUCAGGACGAGCGAAGACGUUUCAUGAAUGCAGCCUUUACAUUUGAAAGUUACUGCCUCACCUUCUUCUAUCAACGGAAAGUGCUUUACUGGAGGGACAACAACUUUCGACAGAUAUUUUUUGACAAGCCUAGUUCCGACAUGCAUCUGGAAAACAGGACCGCCGUUGGGAGAUUUUACUGCAUUAUGUUUUAUAUACGGCAUAAACAUCUGGAACUACUAUCAAGGGUUAAUUGGCGUCUUGAAUCCAUCCACGGCAGGGCGGCCUCGCCAUCAUUGACAGACGGCACUCGACAGUACUUGGAGCAGAGAUUCUUAAACUCAAUACAGCGCGAUGACCCCAAAAAUCGUCGCAAAUACUCCCUCCACCUUACUUCUCAUGGCUUAAAAAUGCUUAUAGGCCUCCAGGAGAUGAGCAUCAAAGAGCUGACAGAAUCUACUUUAACGACAUAUCUAGGAAUUAGGGAUCUUGACUAUACCACUGUUUCCUUUACGACGACAGAAUCUCCGGACUCUCGAUCAAGAAGGCUUGAGUAUUGGUCUUGCCAUCCGUGGGAAUACCUUGACGAGAUUGGUGAGAAAUUUGAUGCCCUGGGCGUAAAUGGAAAUUAG